Letharia columbiana is the source of this 588-nucleotide messenger RNA. RefSeq lists its product as uncharacterized. The transcript has a single exon. Lineage: Eukaryota; Fungi; Ascomycota; Lecanoromycetes; Lecanorales; Parmeliaceae. Bases 1 to 588 code for a protein of 195 amino acids. The record is from RefSeq and is a predicted model, not a curated record.
AUGGCUGCCAGAGCGUCUCAGUAUGCAUGGAAGCAGCCCAAGAGUAAUCGUGGGCUCGUUCUAACAGGCUUCCAGUUAGACCGCAUAAUCGUCGUAGGGUAUGCGGACAAACACAGCAUCGCUGCCACCGACUUCACAAAGCGCCAGUAUCUUGAUAUUGGGCGCGCAAAGCUGCUCUGGCAACUAAGUUGCGAGCGAGUCGCCGGUGUACGCUCCAAGAAGCAGAAUUAUGUCACUGGCGAAGACAUGCUCGAUGCAUACUGGCAGACACUCUGCGCGGGGUGCACAUUGGAGACUUUUAAUACAGUACGACCGGAGUUUCUUUCCUUCGACGAAGCCAUGAAAAGCCUCAUAGUCCUACACAAAUCGAACCUCUCCUCUUCGUUUCUUAUGAUUACUUUCAUAAUGUACUGUUUCAUUGUUCAGAGAUUCAUCUUUCCACGAUUCGGCAUCAGACCUCCAGUCGAAUGGGAUGGAUUCAUUGACAGAAUGGUUUUUGCAAUGGGCAGGUGUAUGGCAAGGACGUCAAAAGGCUACAACGGGCUGGUUCCUGCAACAACUCAGCCAGGCGACUGUGUCUGGUUGUGA